Messenger RNA from Sus scrofa (pig), 1071 nucleotides. RefSeq names its product olfactory receptor 2B2-like. Gene Ontology annotation, biological process: G protein-coupled receptor signaling pathway. NCBI's taxonomy places the organism in Eukaryota, Metazoa, Chordata, Mammalia, Artiodactyla, Suidae. Gene Ontology annotation, molecular function: olfactory receptor activity; G protein-coupled receptor activity. The record is from RefSeq and is a predicted model, not a curated record. Gene Ontology annotation, cellular component: membrane.
AUGUGGAUCAACAAUCAGAGCUCACUAGAUGACUUUAUCUUACUGGGGUUCCCUGAUCGCCCCUGGCUGGAGACACCAUUCUUUGUCAUCUUUCUGGUGGCUUACAUCUUUGCCCUACUUGGAAAUAUCUCCAUUAUCCUGGUUUCCCACCUGGAUCCCCAGCUUGACAGUCCCAUGUACUUUUUUGUCUCUAAUCUAUCCCUUCUGGAUCUCUGCUAUACCAGCAGCACUGUCCCACAGAUGCUAGUCAACCUUCAGGGACCAGAAAAGACCAUUAGCUAUGGUGGUUGUGUUGCCCAACUCUACAUUUUCUUGGCCUUGGGUUCUACUGAAUGUAUACUUCUAGCCAUCAUGGCCUUUGACCGUUAUGCUGCUAUUUGCAAGCCCCUUCACUACCCAGUCAUCAUGAACCAGAGACACUGUAUCCACAUGGCCACUGGGACCUGGAUUAGUGGCUUUGCUAACUCCCUUGUGCAGUCCACUUUCACAGUGUUGACCCCACGAUGUGGACAGAGGGUGAUAGACCAUUUCUUCUGUGAAGUUCCUGCUCUUUUGAAAUUAGCUUGUACUGAUACUCAUGUGAAUGAGGCAGAGCUCAAUGUGCUAGGGGCUUUGCUACUUCUGGUGCCCCUCACCCUCAUCCUGGGCACUUAUGUGUUCAUUGCUCAGGCAGUCAUGAGAAUCCGCUCUGCUGAAAGUCGCUGGAAAGCCUUUAAUACCUGUGCUUCCCAUUUGCUGGUGGUGUCCCUCUUCUACUUGACAGCCAUCAGUAUGUAUGUCCAGCCUCCCUCUAGCUAUUCCCAUGACAGGGGGAAGAUCAUGGCUCUCUUCUAUGGAAUCGUCACACCUACACUCAAUCCAUUUAUCUACACACUGAGGAACAAGGAUGUGAAAGCUGCCCUUAGAAGGGCACUGACUAAGGAAUUUUGGGUCAGGACAAGGUGAGCUCUGAAGAGAAGGCCCAAGAAAUAAGGAUAGAUAUGUUUGCCUUUCAGAGAAGCUGUCAGACAUGAGAGAAAAGUGUAUCAAGUGUUAUAAAGUUCUCAAGUGGAGCAUGACCAAGAAAGAAAC